This is a messenger RNA of Acipenser ruthenus (sterlet), 4397 nucleotides long. RefSeq names its product semaphorin-3C-like. Lineage: Eukaryota; Metazoa; Chordata; Actinopteri; Acipenseriformes; Acipenseridae. Gene Ontology annotation, biological process: neural crest cell migration; axon guidance; negative regulation of axon extension involved in axon guidance. The transcript is spliced from 18 exons. Gene Ontology annotation, molecular function: semaphorin receptor binding; chemorepellent activity. The record is from RefSeq and is a predicted model, not a curated record. The coding region runs from base 555 to 2795 and encodes 746 amino acids.
GUUUGCUUUAGUUAAUUUUAAAAUAGUCAUUGCUUAUUGAUGUACAGUCAGGUUUCUCAAGAGAAAUGACUUGGAAGAACAGAAUACGCUUCAACAUAUAUGACAAACUUCCCAUUCUUGUCUUAUUUUGAAAGCCCUUUGGUCUUUUUUGUGUAGUGUGAUAUUCAUAACUAAGGAAGCACAGUGUUUGUUUGGUCCAUGUUAGAUUUUAGGGCUGGGUUAUCUGUCUGGUGUCUAGUUAACUGAGAGGGUAUGAAAAGCUGUGCAGUAAGCAGUGUAACAGGAAACCUAGACCUCCCCCAACUGAAUUGUAUUCACUCUCGCUAUUCGUUCUGGAAGGGAAAGGCUGAGAGCUGAUGGGAGCUAUUUUCCUCUUUUUAAACACAAUUUAUCUAAGGAACUUUUGUGAAAGGCAGUAGCCUUUCAGAAUUUUACAAGCAAUCAACCACAACCUGUUAAUUUGAAAACUGGGUACACAGAAGACUGGGGUAUUUUCAGUUUGAUUUAAAUGUCAAGGAUCUGGGGGCUGGGUGUUACUUACUAAACCAGAUGACAUGGCAAAAUCUGCAGUGCUUCAAGUGGUUAUUGGAAUGCUUUUUCACUCCAGCUGUGUCUUAGGAUCUUCGCAGCCGAUGCCAAGAGUCUAUUUAACAUAUGAAGAACUACAAGCUACACAAACGUCCCAGCACCACAGCGUGUCUCAGUAUCCCAUGGACUAUAGGAUUCUGCAAAUGGACGAAGACCAAGAUCGUAUUUAUGUGGGCAGCAAAGACCACAUCCUGUCAUUGAAUAUUAAUAACAUUACCCAAGAGUCUCUGACUGUAUUUUGGCCAGCAUCGAGUAGCAAAAUCGAAGAAUGCAAAAUGGCUGGCAAAGAUCCGACGUACGGCUGUGGCAACUUUGUACGUGUUAUCCAACCAUACAAUCGCACCCAUCUGUUUAUCUGUGGCAGUGGAGCAUUCAGUCCUGUGUGCACUUACAUCAACAGAGGUCGAAGGUCAGAAGAAAAAGUAUUUUUUAUUGACUCUAAGACUGAAUCCGGAAAGGGACGCUGUUCUUUCAACCCUAAAGUUAAUACAGUUUCAGUCAUGAUCAAUGAAGAACUGUUUUCAGGAAUGUUCAUAGACUUCAUGGGUACUGAUGCUGCCAUUUUUAGAAGCCUUACCAAGAGAAAUGCAGUGAGGACAGACCAACAUAACUCAAAGUGGCUAAGCGAACCCAUUUUUAUUGAUGCGCAGCUUAUCCCGGAUGGAUCAGACCCCAAUGAUGCAAAACUCUACUUCUUCUUCAGAGAGAGACUGACAGACAACAAUGGAAAUACCAAGCACAUCCAUGCCAUGGUUGCUAGAAUAUGUCCAAAUGAUAUUGGUGGUCAGCGUAGCCUAGUGAACAAAUGGACAACCUUUUUAAAGGCAAGGCUGGUAUGUUCAGUCAUGGACGAUGAUGGCACAGAGACAUACUUUGAUGAGCUAGAGGAUAUAUUUUUAAUGGAAACGGAAAAACCUAAAAACCUCUUGGUUUAUGGAAUUUUCACAUCCUCGAGUUCAGUGUUCAAGGGCUCAGCUGUGUGUGUUUACAAUAUGGCUGACAUUCUGACUGUGUUUAAUGGACCAUUUGCCCACAAGGAUGGCCCUAACCACCAGUGGAUUCCAUUUCAAGAAAGAAUCCCUUACCCAAGACCUGGUACAUGUCCUGGAGGAGCUUUCACACCAAACAUAUUGACGACCAAGGACUUCCCAGAUGAUGUAGUUACCUUUAUUAGGAAUCACCCCAUGAUGUACAAUCCAAUCUAUCCCAUGUACAAAAGACCAAUUGUUUUGAGGACUCAUGCAGAUUACAAAUAUACAAAGAUAGCUGUGGACCAAGUAAAUGCUGCAGAUGGAAGAUACCACAUCUUGUUUCUUGGGACAGAUCGAGGAACUGUCCAAAAAGUAAUUGUCCUGCCGAGUAACAGAUCAAAAAAUGAGGCCCUUAUCUUGGAGGAGCUGGAAGUGUUUAAGAAUCAUGCUCCAGUAACCUCAAUGAAGAUUUCUUCCAAAAAGCAACAGCUUUAUGUAAGUUCAGAAGAAGGUAUUACUCAGGUAUCUUUGCACCGAUGUCAUAUCUACGGUGCAGCUUGUGCUGACUGUUGCUUGGCCAGAGACCCUUACUGUGCAUGGGAUGGCAGAUCUUGCUCCAGAUUCUACCCCACUGGAAAAAGGAGAAGCCGAAGACAGGAUAUAAGACAUGGCAACCCCUUGAAUCAAUGUAGGGGAUUUAAUCUCAAAGCAUACAGAAAUGCAGCAGAGAUGGAUCAGUAUGGAGUGAGGAACAAUACUGCUUUUCUGGAGUGCUCACCAAAGUCUCCACAAGCAACGGUUAAGUGGCUGAUACAGAGGCAAAAUGACAGGAGAAAAGAGGUGAAGUUAAAUGAGAGAAUCAUAUCAACAGAACAUGGGCUCCUUUUUAGAUCAGUCCAGGAUACAGACCAAGGCCUUUACUAUUGCCUGGCUACUGAGAAUAGUUUCAAACAAACUGUUGCCAAAAUAAACCUCAAGGUAUUAAGCAGUGAGCUGGUGUCCUCCCUGACUGACAAAAGGUCUCCGUGGUCCUGGGCCAGUUCUGUGAGUGGCAUGCAGCUCAACCCCAAGGACUUUAUGGGAAUGUUCAGCCAUACCGAGAUGCAGGCAAUCAACCACUACUGCAAGGAGAACAGUCAACGGGGGCAGCCUAGCAACCAGAAGCUGGGGGAGGACCUCACAAAACUCAAGCCUCUCAUUGAUGGCAGGAAAAGUAGAAACAGGAGGAACAAGUAGCCUGGGUCUUUCAUUGGGAAAUUUGGGUGUCAUAGUUGUGAGUCUGGGCAUAAGGAGACCAAUUUUGAAAGAAAAAUCUAGAAAUAAGCAUUAAAACUCAAGUAGUCUUAUGUGUCAUACAUUGUCCAGAUUACUGUAAAUUAAGAUCCAAAAAUGUACACGUAGACAGUUUGUUUGGCAAUUGAAAGAGGCAGUGUUUUUUUUUUUUUUUUUUUUUCCAUUACUGCAUCCAAUAUGUUUACCACAGAAAUCUGUCCAGUGCAUCUGGUGGAUGGCAGGGAAUGGGUUUCUUUUAACAGGGCCCUUACCUGCCCCAACAAAAUCUAGUUUUAAAAAUACAUGUACAUGGGGGGCAGAUUAUGUAAAAGAAACAGACAGGUUUAUUUAGCCAAAAGUGAGGCUGCAGCACAUAGAUUUCAAAUUUAAAAAACUGUUAGUGAAAUAAGAGGUAGCUAGAGUGAUUCCUCUUUGUGUGUCAGAAGUGGUGGUUGUAUUUUAGUUACAUUACAGUAUGUAUGUAUGUCUUGUAAAAUAAAAUAAACAACAAACUUUCAGCAGCAAAUGAACAACAUUUUCAGUGCUGCAUUUUAAUUGUUUACAUAUGUGCUGUAAUAUAUUUUUUUACAGCAUUUUAAGUAGGCAUUAUGCUGUCCUGUUUAAACAUAGUGGCAUUUGAGAAUGUGUUUGUUUUAUCAAUUUUAUUAAUAAAUACUCAGCAUGAUAACCUGAAAAUCCAUUCUACUUAUAAGAUACACAAUGACAAGCAUUUGUUUGAGGUGACACCUCAACUUUAAUGAUCUAAACAAAGCUGUCGCUUUCCUCUGUAUCAGUAUUUUAUUGUAUUCAGUGAUGUUAAUACCCCAGCAGGAUUAAUACAGAGUUAAAGAUGAUUGGUCUACUGCAGUUUAGAUCAUUAAAAUAGAUGUCACUUUUGGUCUGGUAUACACACAGAAAUGAUUGUACUGACAGAUAUACAGUAAUUUAUACAGGUGUAAAUACCAAGAUAUCACUUUGUUGUAAAUGCAUGUAACUUCAUUUUGGCUCUAUGAUGUACCUGAUCAUGUCAAUGUAUUGAGAAACCUGCACAAAAUAAGUGUAUUGAUUUAAUUUGCUCCAGUGGCUACUUUUUAAAAAUUGUGUUUUAGUACAAACAGUUGUAUUAGUGUACUGUACAUGUUGUUUGUAGAUUAUUUAAAGUAUUCCUGUUUUAAAGGUAAUGACUAUACUGUAUAUAAUUUCAGUACAUGUUAUUAUACGUUGCUAGACUUAACUGCCAAAAGGCAGUGAAAUACCAUUUUGAAAUUUGUCAAGAAAGUGCCUGUUUUAUUUUUCAUUAUUUUGUAGGUUAUAUGGUUUGCAUCCAGUGCUUAAUAGUUUAUCAGAUACAUGUGCUUGCAACUGAAGACUUGUUAAAAUGUAUUUAUGUUUGGAUUGUGUUUAUCAUGAUGAAACUGCCUUCACAGUGAAUCUUCAUAGUCAGUGUUGUCUUUUGCAAUUAUUUUGCAUCCUAGUAUUUUUAUUUAAAUGUUAAAUAUCAUUGCCAUAAGGAAUACAAUUGUUUUAAAAAGUAUCGGUGUUAUAUAUAUAUAUAUAUAUAUAUAU